GAACAAAAACGGCUGACCGUUUCAUUCGAUGGCAGCGCGUCUUGAUUCGUGCGAUCAAGUCGCGCUAGCUAAUUCUCCCGCGAACUACCGUGUGAAUAGAAGUUUGAGUCGGUUUCUACGUAGCUGCGCCUGUGAAAUUUCAUUCCGAAGGCACUCGGGAGAAAGACUGAUUUGCGCUCGGUAGCACCAUGGGUACGAGAAAUAAAGUGAGCCCGAUCAAGGACUUCAUAGCCGGCGGUUUCGGUGGCAUCUGCACGGUGGUCUCUGGACACCCUCUAGAUACCAUCAAGGUACGACUGCAGACUAUGCCGAAACCCGGUCCCGGCGAAAGUCCGCGCUACACGGGCACCUUUGACUGUGCAAAGAAAACCAUAGUGAGAGAGGGUGUCCUUGGUCUCUACAAAGGCAUGGCUGCACCUCUCACUGGAGUGACGCCCAUGUUUGCAGUCUGCUUCUUUGGCUUUGGCAUCGGCAAGAAGAUUCAGCAGAAGCACCCCGAGGAAGAACUCACGUUACCACAGCUUUUUUUAGCUGGCAUGCUGUCGGGUGUUUUCACAACAGCAAUCAUGGCCCCGGGUGAACGGAUCAAGUGCCUUCUUCAGGUUCAGCAGGCCCACUCAGACCAUGGAGGCAAAGCCCGGUUUGCUGGACCUGUGGACUGUGCCAAGCAGCUAUAUCGCGAGGGAGGAAUCCGCAGCAUCUACAAGGGCACGGCGGCAACUCUUCUGCGCGAUGUGCCAGCCAGUGGCAUGUACUUUGCGAGCUACGAGUGGCUACAACGAGUGCUCACACCAAAAGGUGGCAGUCGCUCCGACCUGAGCGUCAAGGUGACCCUUUUUGCUGGCGGCAUGGCAGGUAUCUUCAACUGGAUGGUAGCCAUACCGCCCGACGUGCUGAAGUCGCGGUUACAGACAGCACCUGAAGGAACUUAUCCCAACGGCAUCAGGGAUGUGUUCCGCGAGCUUAUGAAGAACGAAGGUGUCCGUGCCUUGUACAAAGGUGCAGCACCGGUCAUGCUCAGAGCUUUCCCUGCAAAUGCUGCUUGCUUCAUGGGGUACGAAGUCGCCAUGAAGUUUUUGAACUGGGCGGCACCCAACCUAUGAAGGGAACAGCUGUGUGUGAGAAAAAUCUUAGUCCGAAUGCUCCCUUGUGCAGUGAAACCGGUGGGCUUUUCCCUCGUGAGGCCAUGAGUUACUGUACCUAAGUCCAUCCAGUGCUGUACAUAUAAGCUCAAAGAACGCAUUUUAGACAUGUUACUGUUGUUUGUUAGCGCACGAAUCAAUGUAUGCCGAGCAUAUUGAUGACCGCAAAAGUUGCGCGUUUUGUGUGAAGCUAGUGCUCUGGUUUUUGUGGAUAUUUAUUGCUGCAUUGCCGAUUUGGAAGACUGCAUGAAUGCCUAUGAAGAAGGUAAUGGUAAAGUUCUUGGUUUUAAUGCAGGUGCAGUUUUUCUGCGUGCAACAAACAUUUCAGGAAAAAAGCAUUAUUUUUGGUUCUGGUGGCAGUAUGCAAGAUGGUUCAGUCAAUUACAUAGAGAAAGAACAAAGGCUAGCUAGCUGCAUAGAACUCUUGGUUGUACUACAACACUCAAAGUACUCUCAAGUGCCCAGACUCUCUGUCAUGUCUUGGCAACUUUUUUUUUUUAGAUGGUCCAUCACACUGGAACAUGUCGUUCUGCAAGUCCAAUAGUCGACGGCAUUUAGCAGCUAUUUCUUAGCGAGCACCACCGCGCCGAACCGGUGCAUUUUUACGUAUUUGAAUUUUAUGCCGUUGCGUUCUAAGACGUGUACUUCGUAUAUUUUCGAGGUUAUUUGCUCAAAUGCAGUUUUUAUAGAGUGCUAGUGUACACUGGGACCACACUUAUUUUUGUUCCAGGAAUUGAGUGCUCAUGGCAAAAAGAUGUUUUUCGUACUUCUUUAUGAGAAAAAGAGUGCUUAGCUAAUUGCCUAUCUACAUUGUUGCAUUCCAGCAUGUCAAUAAGCCUCCUGCCUUCGAACGCCAAGUGCAAUAAUACGUGUCUUUCGAGAACUGCUUAAGCCUGUCAAUAUUCCUACUGCUAUGAAAGAGAUUAUGUAUACUCUAUUCGAAAUGUAUGCAAUUUUAUAACUGCACUGCAAA
Messenger RNA from Rhipicephalus microplus (southern cattle tick), 2115 nucleotides. It is a transcript of the gene colt, whose product is annotated as carnitine/acylcarnitine carrier protein colt, mitochondrial. The record is from RefSeq and is a predicted model, not a curated record. Gene Ontology annotation, molecular function: O-acyl-L-carnitine transmembrane transporter activity. Gene Ontology annotation, biological process: mitochondrial transport; carnitine transmembrane transport. Gene Ontology annotation, cellular component: mitochondrial envelope. NCBI's taxonomy places the organism in Eukaryota, Metazoa, Arthropoda, Arachnida, Ixodida, Ixodidae.